Messenger RNA from Pseudophryne corroboree (corroboree frog), 4025 nucleotides. RefSeq names its product lymphoid enhancer binding factor 1 (gene LEF1). NCBI's taxonomy places the organism in Eukaryota, Metazoa, Chordata, Amphibia, Anura, Myobatrachidae. Bases 1191 to 2351 code for a protein of 386 amino acids. Gene Ontology annotation, molecular function: RNA polymerase II cis-regulatory region sequence-specific DNA binding; DNA-binding transcription factor activity, RNA polymerase II-specific. The record is from RefSeq and is a predicted model, not a curated record. Gene Ontology annotation, cellular component: beta-catenin-TCF complex; chromatin. Gene Ontology annotation, biological process: regulation of transcription by RNA polymerase II; canonical Wnt signaling pathway. The transcript has 12 exons.
UGCACACCUGCCCUCCUGAUUAGAUCUUUCUCCUCUGUUUUCCUUAAUUGUCGCUAUUAGGAGUAUUUCAUUUUGGGCUGUUUGACUCCCCCUAGCAGAGUUGUUGCUCUCUCUCCCUCCCUUUCCCUGUGAUGGUGUCCCCCCCUGCCCUGCCUGCAUUUGCUGAGCUGGUUCCCCUCCUCUAUCAGCGAGCUGUCAGUCACCGCGGCGGCUUCUCUUUCAUCUCUCCCCACAGCAGACACAGGCAGAGGGGGAGAGGGAGGGGGGCACAGGAGGAGGGGGAUGUUACAUUUACAUUACACAAACAGACACUGCUUGCCCCUUCACAUUUCAUAGGGAUAACAGCCUGCCUUCUCCCACUCCCAUCCUACAGCUAGUGCAGGAGUUUUACUGACUUCCAGCCACAGUGUGCCCAAACUUUGACCCAGCGGAGAACCACAGACACCAGAAGGGGGAAGAGGAGAGGGCCAGGCAAGAGGAUGGAAUAACCUUGGGAUCUUGCGGGUAAGCGGAGACUGGAGUUUUACCUGAGGGUCCAGAGGAGGAGCCCAGCCUCCCACUCAAACUCCCCGAGUCACACAGGCUGCCAGUCACUCUCAGAGCAGUCUCACUUGCAGAGAGCUUAGAGGAAACUACAAUAAUCUUUUUUUUUUCUCACAAGAACAAAGAGGGGCCAUUAUUCGCUGCCUUGUCCCUGCACCAGAGUCAUUGCGGCAAGUUUCUUGUCUCUCUACUUCUCAGACAUCCUCCUGGCUUACUCACCACUGAGUCACCGUGCUGGGACUAAAGCUCCUUCCAUCUUAGUCACAGUCACAACAAACUUCGUAUUUUCUUUGUGGCAUUCCAUGUGACGCUCAGAAAGGGAAAGAAGAAAGUUUCGAUGGUCACACAAAAAGUUCUUUAAAGAGUUCAGAGGUCUGCAGGGUGACCCCAUGCCUCUCACUCAGCGCCUGCUAGACACGUGAAGCCUGGAUCACCUGGAUAACAGAGAGGAAGGAGACCUUUCUGUCUGAGUAGAAGUUAUUACACCCUCUGCAGCUGGGAUACCAGUGGUACAGAGAUCUGCUUUUCCCAUAACUAGGAUUUCCCUGCUAAUGGUGCUUGGUGCAUAGGUUUGGGGGAGAUUUUGCAUUUUCUUGUUUGUUUCCUGACCCUCUGUGCACAGUAGUGGUGUGUCCUGUCACUAAGCCAUGCCUCAGCUCUCUGGAGCAGGGGGAGGCAAUGGAGGUGGUGGAGACCCUGAGCUGUGUGCAACUGAUGAGAUGAUCCCAUUCAAGGAUGAGGGGGAUCCCCAGAAGGAGAAGAUUUAUGCUGAGAUCAGCCACCCGGAGGAGGAGGGGGACCUGGCAGAUAUCAAAUCUUCUCUGGUGAAUGAGACUGAGAUCACACCAAACAGCAACAGCCAUGAGGUGCAAUUCUGGUUUGCAGAGGUAUCUCUUAGGAAUGGAGAGAAGAUAUCAAGAAGGCAAGAUUCCUACCAUGAAAAGUCCCGGGGGCACCCAGAUGAUGCUGGAAAACAUCCGGAUGGUGGUUUAUAUAGCAAAGGCCCUUCGUAUCCUGGAUACCCAAGUUACAUCAUGAUGCCAAAUAUGAAUAAUGACCCAUACAUGUCAAAUGGCUCUUUGUCUCCACCCAUUCCAAGAACAUCAAACAAGGUUCCAGUGGUACAGCCAUCACAUGCAGUGCAUCCUCUCACUCCACUCAUCACGUACAGUGACGAACACUUUGCACCAGGAGCUCACCCUUCACAUAUGCCGUCAGAUGUUGGCUCAAAGCAAGGCAUGCACAGACAUCCUCAAGCACCUGACCUACCUACCUUCUACCCACUGUCUCCUGGUGGUGUGGGCCAGAUGACACCGCCUCUUGGCUGGUAUUCACAUCACAUGGUUCCUGGUCCUCCAGGUCAUCAUACAACUGGAAUCCCUCACCCUGCUAUUGUCAAUCCUCAGGUUAAACAAGAACAUCACCAUAAUGACAACGACUUAAUGCACAUGAAAUCUCAUCAUGAACAGAGAAAAGAACAGGAGCCAAAAAGACCUCAUAUAAAGAAGCCGCUGAAUGCUUUCAUGUUGUAUAUGAAAGAGAUGAGAGCCAACGUUGUAGCAGAGUGUACGCUUAAAGAAAGUGCAGCUAUCAAUCAGAUUCUCGGCAGAAGGUGGCAUGCUUUGUCCCGCGAAGAACAGGCCAAAUAUUACGAGUUAGCCCGCAAAGAAAGGCAGCUACACAUGCAGCUCUACCCAGGCUGGUCCGCAAGAGACAACUAUGGCAAAAAAAAGAAAAGGAAGAGAGAAAAGCUCCAGGAAUCCACAUCAGGUGCAGGCCCACCAAGAAUGACAGCUGCCUACAUCUGAAGCAUGGAGGGAAAAAUAAUUAAUUCUCAGCGUGUAAAGCAAAGGCAGCAACAGCAGGAGGACUCCUGGAGAUGGAAGCUUGUUAAACUCCCCAACUUCUCCAUAACCGGCGCCACAAUUCCCUAAGGAGUCUGCCAAUGACAUUGAUAUGCCACUGCUAGAGACAUUGUACCUAAUAGACAAUCACUGCCUGAAGUUUGCACCACUGGUACCAGGGCCUUCGUGUAAUUCACCUCAAUCCCCAGGGAUGGAAGACAUUGGAAGAUCAUCAGGAUACAUAACUAGCUACCGUUUUCAUACUUCCUGUCUGCAGAGUUCACACAGCGUAUGCGACGUUCUUUAUAGAAGCCAGCCACAGACCAAACAGCGUGCUGACAAUGGACAGAAAACAUGGACAAGACAAAACUCUUUUAUUUAAGAAUGGAGCAAAAGGAUCAAACUUUUUUUUUGUUUCUUUUUUUUUUUAAUCAUUGUAUUGUUUAUUCUCCAUAAAACUUGAAUGCUUUUAUAUAUCAGAUUUAGAGUUGAUUGAUGUAUAUUUUAUUGGUCAGGGCUGAAACACAGCCCAUCUUUUCCUGCAAAAAAAAGUAGUUUUCUGUGUUUUUUUUUUCUGCACAGAUUUUUUUUUCUACUUUAUUUACGUAGGGACAUACAGAAGCAACCUUUGACACUACCAUUGUUCAAAAAGAUCAUUACUGAAAUAUUAUGUAUUUAAAAAUAUAUAUAGUAGAGUUCUUUUUGCUGAAAGAAACACUAUCUGACAUUGUUUUAAAAUAUUCUUAUUGAUAGAUGCUGUUCACUGUUAGGCCCAGCUGGUAUUCUUACAGUUGAUGAUAUGACAAUAGAGGAAGGUGUUUUUGCAGCCCCCACUAAUGUUGAUCACUGCAGAUAUGCAAUGUAAGUUACUCCCAUGUGUUUUUUUUUAGGAAUUCUUCUAAAAUAUAAAAGUAAAUGACUUGGUGUAGUUAUGGUUGGUUGUCUGAGGAACAUGGGAGAUACAGUUCCACAACAGUCCAUCCAUGUACCUAAGGUUGUCCAUUCAUCCUAUACGCUCAUGGCUGUUCCUGAAAGACUAUCGUUGUUCCCUAUUAAUUUAUGAUUUUGUACAGACGGCGACAAAAAGAAUGUGCAUAUCUGCCGUAUAUUUCAUAAGUUAUCACAGAUAGUGUAGGCUCGUUGCCUCACCACCCAGCUACUUCAGCAGAAAAGUUUAAAAGUUAUCUCUCGUUUUAUACAUAAUCAUGUUCUCAAUCUUUUCUGUUUGUAUUACGUCAACUACAUAUAUUUAAUAUAAGAUUGAUCUUGUAGGAUGACUGGCAGAGACUUAUAUUUGGAAAAGCAUCCCGUAAUUCACAAGGAAAGAGUGAUGCAGUUUUGUGUAUUCUCCUUCCAUACAUUGUGAAGAAAGCCCAGCACUUGGAUUCAUUGUAACAAUGUAAAUUGUUUUGUAUUGUAUUUUUUUUCUUUUUUCUUCCACUAACCUAUAGUGGAUUUGGAUGCCAGUUGUUUAAAAAAAACCAACAUUUAAUGUAUCCCUAUUAUUGAUAGCAAAGGGCAGGCUUUGCAGAAAGAAAAUUUUCAAUUCAACUUUUUUUGUCAUUCCAAUUUGAGUAAAUGUGCUGAGCAUAUGUUUUUAAAAAAAGCUUUGUAAUAAAACAGAAAAAAAUAUUAUAA